Molecule: messenger RNA, 987 nt
Organism: Komagataella phaffii GS115
Lineage: Eukaryota; Fungi; Ascomycota; Pichiomycetes; Pichiales; Pichiaceae
Exons: 1
Coding region: 1-987 (328 amino acids)
Biological process (GO): mitochondrial respiratory chain complex I assembly
Cellular component (GO): mitochondrion
Source: RefSeq, a predicted model, not a curated record
AUGCUACGACAAAUCAGAACGUUUUGUCGUUCAGCUAGCGCCAAACAAGAGUCAAAGUUCAAUGUCUUUGACAGAAAAGUCAAAUUGCUACAGAGAACCAGGGCUGCCAAUGAUGAAGAAAGUUUACAAGUUGAAUAUCUGCGAGAUGAAAUAGCUAGAAGAACUGUCCAUAGGCUUUCAUUCAUAAAAAGGGAAGCGAUGAACCUUUUGGAUUUUGGAUGUGGCUCUGGUAACUUUGUAAAGACGCUAUUGACUCCUACGGAGGAUGAACUUAUGAAAGAUAAUAUCGAUAAUGUCAGGCCCAAGCUGAAACAUGUGUAUAUGGUUGAUAGCUGUCUUCCACUUUUGGAGAGAAACUCGUUUGAUGACUCGUUUGUUACAAAGAUCAAUGCGGAUGAAGAAGAGUACAGCCAUGAAAUAUUGCAGAGAAAGGAUUUUUUUGAUUGUGCCAUAUCCAACUUAUCACUCCAUUGGAUAAAUAACCUUCCAGGAACGUUCAGGAACAUAAACGAUAGUUUGAAAGAGGACGGGCUAUUUAUGGGUUCUAUGUUUGCUACAGACACCUUAUUUGAAUUAAGAACAAGUCUUCAGUUAGCUGAAAUGGAACGUCGUGGGGGAAUAUCUCCUAGAAUUAGCCCCUUUGUAGACAGCUCUGAUUUGGGUAAUUUGCUUCAAAAGGCAAACUUCAACCUAGUUACGGUGGAUGUCGAAGAAAUCAUCGUAAAUUACCCAGAUGUUUGGUGCCUAAUGAGAGAUCUACAAUUAAUGGGUGAAAAUAAUGCUAUUGCUAACCCCCCAGGUCCAAUCACAAAGGACAUGCUGAUAGCAUUGGAUCCUAUUUAUAGAAGCUUGCAUGGAGACGAAAAAACAGGUGCCUUACCUGCAACUUUCCGCAUUGUAUUCAUGAUUGGCUGGAAAAAGAGUGACAAGCAACCAAAACCCUUGGAACGAGGUAGUGGUCAAAUAUCUUUGAAAGACGUCCUGUAA